Trypanosoma grayi is the source of this 2610-nucleotide messenger RNA. RefSeq names its product aminopeptidase. Gene Ontology annotation, biological process: proteolysis; peptide catabolic process. The transcript has a single exon. The record is from RefSeq and is a predicted model, not a curated record. Gene Ontology annotation, cellular component: cytoplasm. Lineage: Eukaryota; Euglenozoa; Kinetoplastea; Trypanosomatida; Trypanosomatidae. Gene Ontology annotation, molecular function: metalloaminopeptidase activity; peptide binding; zinc ion binding. The coding region runs from base 1 to 2610 and encodes 869 amino acids.
AUGGUACACUCACGGAAUGUUCUUCCCGCUGAUCCCAUACCUCAGCACUAUAAAGUGAGCAUUUUGCCGGAUUUUGAUACGUUUUUGUUCGCAGGUCAUGUCGACAUAAAGAUUGUCGCAAAACAACACCAAAAUAGCAUAACACUCAACUACAACGAAUUGACUUUCGUCAAGGUGACGCUCAAGCCCGCGAGUGAUCUAUCUCCUGAGGAGCAGGUCCCUAUCGAAGCAAUUGUGCUGAACGAACCUGAAAUGAAGGCAACAUUUCCUCUGCAAAAAGGUUUUAUUGGGGAAGCCAUACUAUCUAUUGACUAUACAGGCGCUAUAAACGACAAACUUGCAGGGUUCUACAGGAGUAAAUACACAGUCAAUGGAAAGGACGCCUACAUGGGAACUACACAGUUUGAAGCUGUGGAUGCACGUCGUGCUCUUCCUUGUUGGGACGAACCAGCAGUGAAAGCAGUAUUUGAGGUGGUUAUUACCGCACCUUCAAGUAUGUUGGUGCUUUCCAACAUGCCACAUUGCCAGAAGGAAGACCUAGGUUCUAAGACCCGCUGGUCUUUCGAGCCUACACCCAAGAUGUCAACAUAUCUUCUCGCUUGGACAAUUGGAGAAUUUGAGUGUAUUGAGAGGGGCAUCAAGAAGACACAUAAGGUGGAAAAAGGACAGUCUGAAGAAACACUUGUGCGUGUUUUUACACCAGAAGGAAAAAAAUCACAAGCUUCUUUUGCUCUUGAUGUUGCUUGCAGAGUUUUACCACUUUAUGAGCAAUUCUUCGAAUCCAAUUAUAUAUUGCCCAAGGUGGAUCUUCUUGCUAUACCAGACUUUGCUGCAGGUGCGAUGGAAAAUUGGGGUCUUAUCACUUAUCGUGAAGUUGCCCUUUUAUGCGAUGAAAGCUCAAGCGCUGUACACCGUCAACGGGUUGCUAUUGUGGUGGCUCACGAAUUGGCACACCAAUGGUUUGGCAACCUUGUGACUAUGGAGUGGUGGAGAGAGCUUUGGCUGAAUGAAUCAUUUGCAACUUACAUGGAAUAUUGGUCUAUAAACAAGUUAUUUCCAGAGUGGCAAGUCUUCACGCAAUUUGUGCAUGAUGAAAUCGCACGCGCCUUCAAGUUGGACUCAUUGCGAAGUUCUCACCCAAUUGAAGUAGACGUUCGAAAUGCGAAUGAGAUCGAUGAUAUUUUUGAUGCAAUCAGUUACAGCAAAGGUGGAAGUAUUGUUCGUAUGGCUAUUAAUUACAUCGGUGAAGAGGCUUUCCAGAGAGGUAUGUCUGCGUAUUUGAAACAUUUUGCUUAUGGAAAUGCAACGACGGAAGAUUUGUGGAAUUUUUUGGGCAAUGCGGCUGGAAAACAGCUGGCUCCUAUAUUAGAGUACUGGACAGGUAAACAAGGGUAUCCUUACCUCACCGUAACCUCAUUGGGAGACAAAAAAAGCCUAAAGGUGACCCAGAAACGUUUUCUUGCCACUGGUGACGCCACUUCAGCUGAAGAUGAGACAGUGUGGAAGAUUCCUUUGCUUUUCACAACACCGGAAAAAGGUAUUCAGCGCGCUACUGCUGAAGAGAGGGAAGCAUCCAUUGAUAUUCCCCAUCCUUCUUGGGUAAAAGUGAAUAGCGAUCAAUCUGCAUUUUGUCGCGUCUUAUAUGGAAAUAAAGAGUUGCUGCAGGAUUUGCUCCCUGCUAUUGCAGCGAAAAAGCUUUCCAAUAUCGAUCGUCUCAGUAUCAUUUCCGAUUAUCAUGCUUUUGCACGAGCUGGCUGCUGUAGUACAGUUGAAGCUUUAAAGCUACUUUCGUCGUAUGCUGAUGAGGAUGACUAUACGGUAUGGUGCUCUGUCGUGGACUUUGAAGUCGACUUGAAAACGAUAGUGACAACACAAGGUGAGAAAGCCGUGAAUGCACACAACACUUUCUUCCGAAAACUGUACUCAAAUGCUAUGAAAAAAACUGGUUUUACCCCAAAACCUAACGAUGAUCAUAGGGUUAUUCAGCUUCGUGCCACACUUUUUAAUCGACUCGCAAGUGCUGAGGAUCCGGAGACUGUCGCACAUGCUAUUAAAUUGUAUAAUGAGCGUCAGACAACAAAAAUACCUGCUGAUCUACGUUAUACAGUGUUUGCUGUGCAUGUGAAGAAGCAUGGCAGAUCCGCAUUUGAGGAGGUAAAGUUACUUGCGGAGACAACAACAGAGGCGAUGGAACGAACACAUUACCUUCGUGCUCUUGCUUCCUCGACAAUUGACAGCGUGGUGAGUGAGCUAUUCCAGUUUGCCCUCUCUGGUAAGGUUCGCAGCCAGGACGUCAUUUAUGUAUUCGGCGCUCUUGCUUCCAAAACCGAGAACGUGAAGACGUACGCCGAAGAGUUACGGCGAAUGUGGCCCAUAAUCGGGGAAAAACUUCCAGGCCUUAUUCUGGGCCACACACUGAAGGUACUUGAGUCUGCCGCAGAUGCAACCGUAGCAGCGGACAUGGAGGCGUUUUGGAAUAAGUUGGAUGAGAAGUCCAAGUUUGGUAUGACACGAAGCUUUCAGCAGAGCAUUGAGGGGCUGCGCAACAACGCAGCCUGGGUGUCCCGCGAUGCCAAGGCCGUUACAGAAUACUUGUUGAGUUCUCAGUGA